This is a messenger RNA of Cataglyphis hispanica, 1650 nucleotides long. RefSeq lists its product as uncharacterized. Lineage: Eukaryota; Metazoa; Arthropoda; Insecta; Hymenoptera; Formicidae. The transcript is spliced from 6 exons. The record is from RefSeq and is a predicted model, not a curated record. The coding region runs from base 16 to 1503 and encodes 495 amino acids.
AUAUCUCUGAUUCUGAUGUUGGUGGCAUUAGUGAGAGACGAUCGUAUCGACUUUGCGCUAAAAAAAGAGCAGGAUAUCUGUAAUGACAACGAUGGUGAUAUUAGUCUGGAAGAUAGUGAUGAUUUUUUAUCCAUGUCCAUGCCAUCGCUUUCUAUGAACAAUUCUGUUUUAAUCGACGAAUCCAACAAUGAGUUCUUACGUCUCACUGCAAUGGUUCGUGCUGUAUAUUUUUCUUAUCUUCAUAAAUGUUUACUUGGUAAUUAUAUAACUUGUUAUAAACAAACAGACAUUGACACAGCAAGUAUUAAAGUAAAAAAAUAUGCAGAUCAAAUGGAACUACAUGCAGUUCGAUUAGCAUUAGAAGCUACUUUGUACAGACAAAAUAUGUUAAGAAUGAUUGCAGAUAUAAAAUCGCAUACUGUCAAAAAAAAAGCAUAUAAAAAAUUAGUAAUAUUUUUAGAAACAUCUAAGGAUAAAAUUGAUGUUGCUGUACAAACAAAUGACAUAUGGUCAGAUUCACAAGAAGUAGAUAAUACACAAAAUGUAUAUAUCACGCCCAACUGUGAGGAGGUGUUAGAAACAAUGAAUUCUAGCAAUUCUCAUACCAGUGAAAAUAUUACGAAAAUUAUUGAUGAUGAGAUGGAUACACAAAUGUUGCAAGAGACUGUAAAAGAAGAAUUUAAUGACACUAGUCAGGGAAAUAACGAUCAGAAUGAUUUCCCAAUGAUGGAUGAUGUAACUACAAUUAGAAAUGAAGACGAAAAUUCACAAGAUUCACUACUACAACAUAUGGAAGAUAUGUUUUGCGAAAGUGAUGAUAGUAGUGAUAUAACAAAAUUGAUUGAGAAACAUUCUGGUGUUACAAAGGCUAAUAUUGAUAAGGAAAUUAAUAAGAUAUGUUUAGAAGCAGAUUCGAAUCUUUUUGGUAUGCCACAAAAUGAUAAUAUACCAAAAUCUAAAAUAGCAAAAGUAAGUACAAACAAAGGAAAAGUUAGCUUUAGUCGUUAUAAGGAAAUGCAAAAUAGAAAAGCCAAUAAAUCAAAAGAAACUAAUGGAAAUGCAAUUGGUGAAAAUAAACAAAAACAGAGGUUAAAUGCUAUUUGGUUUGUGGAACGAGUGCAUCAAGUUUCACAACUAAAAGCCAAAAUGACUGAAUUAUCAUUGACGAAUUAUCGUAAGCACGGAAAAAUAAAAGAACAAUUCCUUGAGUUGUUUGGGGAAUGUGAGGAAGAAGAAAUGAUGCCAGAAUCACCAAUCUGUAUAGAAGAUUAUUUACCAGCUUGCAAAGAAAGAAUAGCGCCUUGGAUUGUUAAAUAUCUAAUGCCAUUUUACAAAAAGAGAAGAAUUAAAGAUCGACAACUUUUCAAAAUUGUUGCAAAGUAUAUUGCAGACAUGCUCAUUAUAGAAAAUACAUUUCCAGAGCAAAAAUGUGUCAGCAAGUAUAUAGAAAGUUAUUUUAAGAAUAAGAAGUUCAUUAAGACUAAACAGGAUAUAUAUCUAUGAGAACAAAGGUACAUAAUUCUUGUCUAUUACCGGUUCCUGCAGAAACAUGUGUAAACAUCGUUCAUUCUGUGCCAAAGGAUGUCCAGCUAUUCUGAAAAGUAAUUAUACAAUACAAUCAGUUACAGACAAACAUAAUUGAUAGCAUUG